AAGUGAAAGCGUUCAAUCGGACAGAUCACAUCCGGUAGUAAAUGUUAGGCAUGUUUUGGCUGUUUCCUCUCUGUUUAGUUUCAAUUUCAGUCUAAACCAGUGUUUAUCUCAAUUAUUUCCUGCUGUCAUGUCUCGGGGGUCAAGCGCAGGGUUUGACCGACAUAUUACCAUCUUCUCUCCGGAGGGAAGACUCUACCAAGUCGAGUAUGCUUUCAAAGCCAUCAACCAGGGGGGACUGACCUCUGUAGCAGUCAGAGGGAAGGAUUGUGUUGUGGUCGUCACACAAAAGAAAGUCCCAGACAAGUUGCUGGAUGCUGCAACGGUCACGCAUCUGUUCAAAAUUACAGAGAACAUUGGCUGUGUUUUGACUGGCAUGACUGCUGACAGCAGGUCUCAGGUGCAGAGGGCACGGUAUGAAGCAGCUAACUGGAUGUACAAGUAUGGCUAUGAGAUCCCUGUGGACAUGCUGUGCAAACGCAUGGCUGACAUCUCCCAAGUGUACACGCAGAAUGCUGAGAUGAGGCCGCUAGGCUGCUGUAUGAUUGUGGUUGGACUGGAUGAAGAGUUUGGUCCGCAGCUGUUUAAGUGUGAUCCAGCGGGCUACUACUGUGGCUUUAAAGCCACGGCAGCUGGAGUAAAACAGACUGAGGCCACCAGCUUCCUGGAGAAGAAAGUCAAGAAGAAACUGGAUUGGACCUAUGAGCAGACUAUAGAGACGGCUAUCUCAUGUCUGUCAACCGUUCUGUCCAUCGACUUUAAGCCCUCAGAGCUGGAGAUUGGAGUUAUUACUACACAGGAAUCUAAAUUCAAGAUCCUGUCCGAGGCGGAGAUUGAUGUUCACUUGGUGGCUUUGUCUGAGAGGGAGUGAGGAAAGUUGGCAGACAUUUUGCUGCAACACCAGAAAAUCGUGUUUCCUCCACACACAGGCCUUGUCUAGAAGUAAUGUAAAGGAGGAGUUGGUAUCAUCUUGUUCAGAAGAGACAAACUAAAAGCUGAACAAUCAAGAACAAUUUGGUCAUUUUUAUCAGGCGGGUGGAAUACAUUACCCAUCUGCACUGGCACUUACCCCUCCUUCAUUCUCUGUGGUCACACCCAGGACCUGACUGGACACCAUGUUCUCAUAUAUUGACCCCUCCAUUUAUUUUCCUUCUCACCUCGCUGAGACAUCCUUCACUGCAGGCAUCUGCCAAAUGACACACAGUUUGGAAAGACGCUGGACAUUCAUAUCUGUCAACGUGAGUCUGAUACACUCCUUGGUUGCGGGUGGUAUCAGCCAUCAGUCACUGUUUCCUCUCUGGAUAGAGCUUAGCCCAAAUGACUUCCGUUGACGAGUGUGAGAUGAGCAGAUUGGAGGACGGGGGUGUGGUACCACUACAACUACAGCACAAUACCUCUUACUUUGUAUGGACUUGGUGGUCCUGCAGCUUCUUGAGUCACUGUGUUCCAUCAGUGCUUCAAAUCUUUACUCAGGGCUGCCACAACGUGUAUCUCUCUCAUUUUAUUCUUCUGCUUUAAAGUCUCCUCUGAUGUUUAUGCUCUAAUGUACUUUGAUAAAAACCCAGGGAACAUCUGUGGGAAUUGUCCCCCAGUCAUCAUCACACCCCUGCUGAGGUCUGCUCAGGUCAACAAGUCUCAAAUAAUUUCAUUCUCCCCCUUGUGUUUUGAUCCUCCUCCUCCUCUCUGCUGUACAUUACUGCUCUUCUAUUAAACACAAUGUUUUUAUCGAUUA
Messenger RNA from Acanthopagrus latus (yellowfin seabream), 1729 nucleotides. It is a transcript of the gene psma6a, whose product is annotated as proteasome 20S subunit alpha 6a. The record is from RefSeq and is a predicted model, not a curated record. The transcript is spliced from 7 exons. Bases 128 to 868 code for a protein of 246 amino acids. Gene Ontology annotation, cellular component: cytosol; proteasome core complex; nucleus. Lineage: Eukaryota; Metazoa; Chordata; Actinopteri; Spariformes; Sparidae. Gene Ontology annotation, biological process: ubiquitin-dependent protein catabolic process.